Molecule: messenger RNA, 2770 nt
Organism: Xyrauchen texanus (razorback sucker)
Lineage: Eukaryota; Metazoa; Chordata; Actinopteri; Cypriniformes; Catostomidae
Product: keratin-associated protein 5-1-like
Exons: 2
Coding region: 1755-2684 (309 amino acids)
Source: RefSeq, a predicted model, not a curated record
ACACACAAACGGGUAUAAGAAGAGCUGCCCCAAUGUGGAACGCCCAAUUCCCAAUGCCCUCCAAGUCCUCGUGGUGGUGUAGUGACUCGCCUCAAUCCGGGUGGCGGAGGACGAAUCUCAGUUGCCUCCGCGUCUGAGACCGUCAAUCCGCACAUCUUAUUACGUGACUCGUUGAGCGCGUUACCAUGGAGACGUAGCGCAUGUGGAGGCUUCAUGCUAUUCUCCGCGGCAUCCACGCACAACUCACCACACGCCCCACCGAGAGCAAGAACCACAUUAUAGCGACCACGAGGAGGUUACCCCAUGUGACUCUACCCUCCCUAGCAACCGGGCCAAUUUGGUUGCUAAGGAGACCUGACUGGAGUCACUCACCACACGCCCCACCGAGCGCGAGAACCACAUUAUAGCGACCACGAGGAGGUUACCCCAUGUGACUCUACCCUCCCUAGCAACCGGGCCAAUUUGGUUGCUAAGGAGACCUGACUGGAGUCACUCACCACACGCCCCACCGAGAGCAAGAACCACAUUUUUAGCGACCACGAGGAGGUUACCCCAUGUGACUCAACCCUCCCUAGCAACCGGGCCAAUUUGGUUGCUAAGUCACUCAGCUCGCCCUGGAUUCAAACUCAUGACUCCAGGUGAGAUAGUCAGCGUCAAUACUUGCAAAACUACCCAGGCCCCCUGUGAUUGACAGCACUGACUGUAUUGAUUAUCAAUGUCUGAAAGCAUUCAUGUGGCAUUUAAGCAAAACGCCAUGUAAAUGUACCGACUCAUCAGAGGCGAAUCUCACUCCGAGAUCAAAGACUGAUGAUUUUGCACUACAAAAGCAAGUGUGGCCACAAUCACAGCAUGUGCAUUUAGUGUCUCAUCUGUUUGUCAUCAGUUUAGCUCGUUCUCUUUCGCUCCUCGUCAUUAGCGUGCGUUCCUUUAAGUGUAUUAAGACAGCUCUAAUUGGCGGGAUAAUUGUGCUCUAAUGGCUGAGCAUAUUUCUCUCUGGAAACGUCGUGCAGUCUUCGCCUGAAGGCCGCCGUCAGGCCGGAAACACAAUGGCAGGAUGAUGCCAUCGGCGCCCGCCUCAUUAUCAUUAGAGCAUCUCCUAAAUGAGUGUGCAUUAAUCAUGUAAUGACUUAUUUACAUAUUCAAUCGCAGUAAAAAGGAGACACUUCUGGAAGCUCACUGCCAAAUGACUUGUGGUGCAUGUAUAAGAUUGUGAUAUAAGUAGUCUCUAGUCUCCGUUGAAGGUCUUGCUGGCCUACUUCUAUCACAGUCUAAUUGCAACCUCACCGGUUGCCAUGGUGUUGCUACGGUGCUGUGACUGUUUUUUAGCACAUUGCCGGUUGGUUACUAGGGUGACCUGGUUGGUUGCUAGUAGGGCUGCAGCUAAUGAUUAUUUAGAAUAUAAAUUAAAGGAAUAUUCCGGGUUCAUUGUAUCGUCAUGGCAACGGAGUUGUAACACACAUUUGUGCGUUUAUAAAGAAAUGUAGAAAAUAAGAGUUGUGGGUCGUGACUUGGGUUGUGUUAUUUUAUUUUUCAAAUAACUUAAUCCUUUUCUUUUUACCACUGUAUCAUGAAUAAUAAUAAUGCAGAAUAACACACUGUAUAAGAACAAUAAUAUUCUGCAUUUAUACUGACUAUAUAUAUAUCAUUUAAACUGUAAAAUAUUUAUACAUAUAUGUGAGUAUUUCUUAAACUGUCUUGAAGUAUUGCUCAAGUAAUUUGUGUGUGUGUGUGUGUGAGAGUGUGUGUAUCAGUGUAUGUGUGUGUGUGUGAGUGUGUGUGUGUAUCAGUGUAUGUGUGUGUGUGUAUCAGUGUAUGUGUGUGUGUAUCAGUGUGUGUGUGUAUCAGUGUGUGUGUGCGUGUGUGUAUAUCUCAGUGUGUGUGUGUGUGUGCGUGUGUGUAUAUCUCAGUGUGUGUGUGUGUGUAUCAGUGUGUGUGUGUAUAUCUCAGUGUGUAUGUGUGUAUCAGUGUGUGUGUGUGCGUGGGUGUAUAUCUCAGUGUGUGUGUGUGUGUAUCAGUGUGUGCGCGUGUGUGUAUAUCUCAGUGUGUGUGUGUAUCAGUGUGUGUGUGUGUGCGUGUAUGUAUAUCUCAGUGUGUGUGUGUAUCAGUGUGUGUGUGUGUGUACGUGUGUGUAUAUCUCAGUGUGUGUGUGUGUGUGUAUAUAUCUCAGUGUGUGCGUGUGUGUGUGUGCGUGUGUAUAUCUCAGUGUGUAUCAGUGUGUGUAUCAGUGUAUCAGUGUGUGUGUGUGUGUCUGUAUAUCUCAGUGUGUGUGUGUGUAUCAGUGUUUGUGUGUGUGUGUGUGUGUCUGUAUAUCUCAGUGUGUGUGUGUGUGUAUCAGUGUGUGUGUGCGUGUGUGUAUAUCUCAGUGUGUGUGUGUGUGUGUGUGUGUGUGUCUGUAUAUCUCAGUGUGUGUGUGUGUGUAUCAGUGUGUGUGUGCGUGUGUGUAUAUCUCAGUGUGUGUGUGUGUAUCAGUGUGCGUGUGUGCAUAUCUCAGUGUGUGUGUGAGUAUAUAUCUCAGUGUGUGUGUGUGUGUGUGUGCGUGUGUGUAUAUCUCAGUGUGUGUGUGUGUAUAUAUCUCAGUGUGUGUGUGUGUGUAUGUGCGUGUGUGUAUAUCUCAGUGUGUGUAUGAGUAUAUAUCUCAGUGUGUGUGUGUGUGUGUGUGUGUGCAUAUCUCAGUGUGUGUGUGAGUAUAUAUCUCAGUGUGUGUGUGUGUGUGUGUGUAUAUCUCAGUGUGUGUGUGUGUGUAUCAGUGUGUGUGUGUGUUUGGAUCAGG